AUGAGAAAUGCUGUUAAAACUAUGUUUAAUGCCUGGACUUGUGGAGGCUGUGACUAUGAUAAAGACAUCAAAAAAAUUAUGACAGAGUUAUUAAAAAAAGAAAUACAAAUUUUAUACAGCGGUGUUGGACGAGUAACGAAAGAUGUUGGAAAGGAAAAUUUCAGUGCUACUGAAGUUUUUUCAUUGAUUCGAGAUUAA
Cotesia congregata is the source of this 198-nucleotide messenger RNA. The record is from the annotation of a GenBank genome assembly. Lineage: Eukaryota; Metazoa; Arthropoda; Insecta; Hymenoptera; Braconidae.